GGGCCUUCUGACUCGCCGGGCGGGAAGAUGUCAUCAUUGCCAAGAAGAGCAAAAGUCAAGGUCCAGACUGUGGUAUCCAAAGAUGAAUUCUCUUCCUUCUCAGAGUUAUCAUCUGCCUCUGAAGAAGAUGACAAGGAAGAUAGUGCCUGGGAGCCCCAAAAGAAAGUCCCCAGAAGUCGUAAGCAGCCUAUUCCCAAGGAAUGCAAACCAAAGAGGGUGCGACGGGUAAAGAAGACCACCCUACAGAUCAGUGAUGGCUCAGAAGGUGUGGCUGUUAAGGAGGAGCUGAAUAACUCUGUGGCUAUUGCUGAUGUUGAUUUGGAAGACAGAAAAAAUAAGUUGGAUACUGUGCAGACUCUGAAAACAGCAAAGACAAAACGGAAAAAUUCAGCUCAGUCACCUUCAGGUCAGAGGACCAAAAAGCUAAAAGUUGAUGAAGAAGGCAACAGGGCCAGCACCAUGGAGAGUGGGCACGAGGCUGCAGAGAUGCCAUCCACAAGCACCAUGUGGGAAGGUGCGUGCAAGAAGGAAGAGAAUGGAGAUGACUUUACAUUUGGUCAGUCCCCUUUAAAGAAAAUGAAGACGGAAACAUGUCCCCAAGGGCAGCCUGUGAGGCUUCCAGCAAAUGCCACCAAUAUUAAGGAGGAGGUGGAAAUGAACUGGGACAUAGUACAGGUUUUAUCUGAGAGAACUAAUAUUGAACUUUGGGUUUGUGCCAACAUUAUUCGUCUCUUUAAUGACGAUAACACAAUUCCCUUCAUUAUACGGUAUCGAAAAGAACUCAUUAAUAACCUUGAUGCUGAUUCCUUGAGAGAAGUUCGACAAACCCUAGAGGAGCUCCGGGCUGUUGCAAAGAAGGUUCAUAGUACAAUCCAAAAAAUUAAGAAGGAGGGGAAGAUGUCUGAGUGCUUGUUAAAAGCCUUACUGAACUGUAAAACUUUUGAAGAACUAGAACAUGUGUCAGCUCCAUAUAAAACUGGGAGCAAAGGCACUAAAGCCCAGAGAGCAAAGCAGUUGGGAUUAGAAGGAGCAGCCAGGACACUGCUUGAGAAUCCAGGGCAGCUCAAUCUGCUAUCUUACAUUAAACCCAAUGUAAAAGGACUUUCAGCACUCCAGGAUAUUGAAACGGGAGUGCAGCAUAUUUUAGCAGACAUGAUUGCUAAAGACAAAGACACGCUUGACUUCAUUCGGAAAUUGUGCCAAAAUAGGUAUAUUUGCAUCCAGUCAUCUCUGGCGAAGGUGUCCUCAAAAAAAGUAAAUGAGAAAGACGUUGAUAAGUUUCUGCUCUACCAGAAUUUUUCAUGCAACAUAAGAAACAUCCAACAUCAUCAGAUCCUGGCAAUUAACCGUGGGGAAAAUUUGAAGAUACUGACUGUUAAGGUCAACAUUUCUGAUGGCGUGAAGAAUGAAUUCUGUAGGUGGUGCAUCCAAAACAGGUGGAGACCACGUGGCUUUGCAAGGCCGGAGUUAAUGAAGAUCUUACACAGUUCACUGGAUGAUUCUUUUAAACGCCUUAUUUAUCCUCUCCUCUGUAGAGAGUUCAGGGCCAAACUAACAUCAGAUGCAGAGAAGGAAUCAGUAAUGAUGUUUGGACGGAACCUUCGUCAGCUCCUUUUAACAAGUCCUGUUCCAGGGCGCACCCUGAUGGGGGUGGAUCCUGGUUACAAACAUGGUUGCAAAUUGGCUAUAAUUUCUCCUACCAGUCAGAUACUUCAUACUGAUGUGGUUUACUUGCAUUGUGGACAAGGCUUCCGAGAGGCAGAGAAAAUAAAGAGGCUUUUGCUGAAUUUCAACUGCAGCACAGUGGUGAUUGGAAAUGGAACUGCCUGCCGGGAAACAGAAGCUUACUUUGCUGACCUGAUAAUGAAAAAUUACUUUGCACCACUGGAUGUUGUUUACUGUAUCGUCAGUGAAGCAGGGGCAUCAAUCUACAGUGUCAGCCCUGAAGCUAACAAAGAGAUGCCGGGGCUGGACCCUAAUUUGAGAAGUGCAGUUUCCAUAGCAAGGCGUGUACAAGACCCAUUAGCUGAGCUGGUGAAAAUUGAGCCGAAGCACAUUGGAGUCGGAAUGUACCAGCAUGACGUAUCUCAGACUUUGCUCAAGGCAACACUGGACAGUGUUGUAGAAGAAUGUGUCAGCUUUGUGGGAGUGGAUAUUAACAUCUGUUCUGAAGUUUUGUUGAGGCAUAUUGCAGGACUCAAUGCCAACCGAGCCAAAAAUAUUAUUGAAUGGCGAGAGAAAAAUGGACCCUUUGUCAACCGAGAACAGCUAAAAAAAGUGAAAGGGCUGGGUCCAAAAUCUUUCCAACAGUGUGCUGGCUUCAUCAGAAUCAACCAGGAUUAUAUUAGAACAUUUUGCAGUCAGCAAACCGAAUCUGCGGGCCAAAUUCAGGGAGUUGCUGUGACAUCUUCAGCAGGUGUUGAGGUCACAAAUGAGAAGCAAGGCAAGAAGAAGAGCAAAACUGCAGUAGAUGUUGUACUGAAGCCAAAUCCUUUGGACCAAACUUGUAUUCACCCGGAAUCGUAUGACAUAGCGAUGAGGUUUUUGUCAUUCAUCAGAGGGACGCUGUAUGAGAUUGGAAAGCCUGAAAUGGAGCAAAAAAUAAAUUCGUUCCUUGAAAAGGAGGGCAUAGAGAAAAUUGCAGAAAGUUUGCAAACAACAGUUCACACCUUACAGGUCAUCAUAGAUGGUCUCAGCCAGCCUGAGAGCUUUGACUUUCGAACAGAUUUUGAUAAACCUGAUUUCAAGAGAAGCAUAGUCUGCUUGGAAGACCUGCAGGUUGGGACAGUUCUCACAGGCAAAGUCGAGAAUGCCACUCUGUUUGGAAUUUUUGUAGAUAUAGGAGUGGGGAGAUCAGGGCUGAUUCCCAUACGAAAUGUGACAGAAGCAAAACUUUCUAAAACAAAGAAGAGAAGGAGUCUUGGACUGGGCCCUGGAGAAAGAGUGGAAGUCCAAGUACUCAACAUUGACAUCCCCCGAUCUAGGAUUACUCUGGACCUCAUUCGGGUGUUGUGA
Puma concolor (puma) is the source of this 3015-nucleotide messenger RNA. It is a transcript of the gene SRBD1, whose product is annotated as S1 RNA binding domain 1. The record is from RefSeq and is a predicted model, not a curated record. Gene Ontology annotation, molecular function: mRNA binding; structural constituent of ribosome. Gene Ontology annotation, biological process: nucleobase-containing compound metabolic process; translation. Lineage: Eukaryota; Metazoa; Chordata; Mammalia; Carnivora; Felidae.